AUGAGCAACACAACGAGUCAAGGUUUGAUAGUCCACUGUGACGAACAACAAAAUGAGGAAAAUUAUUCUGAUGAUCUUGAUGAUUAUGAAAUUGAUGAAUCUUACUACUUCUAUGUCAUCAAUGCUAUAUUAAGUGGCACUGCUAGGCUCAAUGUUCUCUUGCCCACAAUCACAAUCCUUGCUUUCAGCAUUUUUGCACCACUCCUCACAGAUGAUGGUGAAUGCAACGCACUAAAUCGUUGGUUGAUGGGAACCUUUGUGGCUAUUUUGGCAGUAUCAUGUGUAUUCUUUACCUUUACAGACAGCUUCAGAAGUGGCACUGGGAGGUUAUAUUAUGGGGUGGCAACAUUAAGUGGGAUAUGGACAUUCAAUGGAGGAAGGAAGAAACCACGUGUGCCAUCAGAAUACAGAUUAAGGUGGAGUGAUCUAUUCUAUGCAACACUUUCGUUGGUGUCUUUCCUUGCUUUUGCAGGGUUGCACCAAGAUGUUGUCAAGUGUUACUAUCCAGGAUUGCCACGAAAGGUGACCAACACUGUUCCCCUUGUCGUUGGUUUUUUGGUGAGCAUUUUGUUUGUGGUGUUUCCUUCCAAGAGAAGAGGGAUUGGCUACCCUUUCUUGCUGCAGAGAGAUCCUUUUUACUCUAGACGUUAA
Molecule: messenger RNA, 651 nt
Organism: Abrus precatorius (Indian licorice)
Lineage: Eukaryota; Viridiplantae; Streptophyta; Magnoliopsida; Fabales; Fabaceae
Product: protein DMP2-like
Exons: 1
Coding region: 1-651 (216 amino acids)
Biological process (GO): endomembrane system organization
Source: RefSeq, a predicted model, not a curated record